This is a messenger RNA of Lachnellula hyalina, 678 nucleotides long. RefSeq names its product O-methyltransferase. The transcript is spliced from 2 exons. Lineage: Eukaryota; Fungi; Ascomycota; Leotiomycetes; Helotiales; Lachnaceae. The record is from RefSeq and is a predicted model, not a curated record. The annotation marks the transcript as partial. Gene Ontology annotation, molecular function: O-methyltransferase activity; S-adenosylmethionine-dependent methyltransferase activity.
UUUUGGCAGCAAGGUCUUAGCAAAAUCAAAACCGUUGAUGAAUACAUCAUUUCCGCCCUCCUCCCCCAAGACGACGCUUUGAGUUCCACUCUCAAAGCCAACGCUACCUCUGGCCUGCCCGCCAUUGACGUUUCCCCUCUUGGGAAAUUCCUCUACCUCCUAGCAAAACUCAACAACGCUAAGCGCAUUCUGGAAUUCGGUACACUGGGAGGCUAUUCCGCCAUCUGGUUCGCUAAAGCUAUUCCCAGCGAUGGAAAAGUGAUAACGCGUGAGCUGGAGCCCGGGAUUGCAGAGAUUGCUCAAUCGAAUAUCGACAAUGCGGGGCUAGAAGUGAAGGAUAAGAUCGAGAUUCGACUCGGUCCUGCUCUGGAGACAUUGGGGCAGUUGGAUAAAGAGGGGGUUGAAGACUUUGAUAUGGUAUUUAUUGAUGCGGAUAAAGAGAACAAUUCUACUUAUUUUAGGUGGGCUUUGGAGCAUAGCCAUGCGGGAACUUUGAUUGUCGUGGAUAAUGUUGUUAGGAGCGGGUUUAUUGCUGAUAAAGACAAUAAUGCCCCCACCACACUGGGAGCAAGAAAGGUCUUUGAUGCAUUGAAGGGAGAGAAGAGGGUCGAAUGCACGGCGUUUCAGACGAUUGGGUUGAAGGGUUGGGAUGGAAUGGCUUUGGCGAGGGUUAUUUGA